Molecule: messenger RNA, 1471 nt
Organism: Panicum virgatum (switchgrass)
Lineage: Eukaryota; Viridiplantae; Streptophyta; Magnoliopsida; Poales; Poaceae
Product: aldo-keto reductase family 4 member C10-like
Exons: 7
Coding region: 230-1162 (310 amino acids)
Cellular component (GO): cytosol
Molecular function (GO): aldose reductase (NADPH) activity
Source: RefSeq, a predicted model, not a curated record
GACACUUGGCGCAAGCGCACCAGCCCUAGUCGCAAGUCGCAACGAAGGCCCCGAACGCGCGAGCCACCGAGCCGGCCUCGCCGGCAGCACCCGCCGCCCCUAUAUAGGCACCAUUCCCUCCUCCCCCGCCACCACCGCUGCUUCCUACCGUCCGGUGCUACGCCCCUCUGCGUUCCCCAAUCCCCGUGUGACCAAGCGCCCAGUAGCAGAGAGACUGAGAGAGGCGGCGAUGGCGAGGCACUUCGUGCUCAACACCGGCGCCAAGAUCCCCUCGGUCGGGCUCGGCACCUGGCAGUCCGACCCCGUCGUCGUCGGCGACGCCGUCUACGCCGCCGUCAAGGCGGGGUACCGACACAUCGAUUGUGCCAGAGUUUACGGCAAUGAGAAGGAGAUUGGUUUGGCACUGAAGAAGCUAUUUGCAGAGGGUGUAGUGAAGCGCGAAGAUCUAUUUAUCACCUCUAAGCUAUGGAAUGAUCACCAUGCUCCUGAAGAUGUGCCCGAGGCACUAAAUGAAAGCCUGAAUGAUUUGCAGCUUGAUUACUUGGAUCUUUACCUUAUUCAUUGGCCAUUUAGCGUGAAGAAGGGAACAAACACCAGCCCUGAAAACUUCGUUACACCUGACAUCCCUGCUACCUGGGGGGCAAUGGAAAAGUUAUAUGAUGCUGGCAAAGCCCGUGCAAUUGGUGUGAGUAACUUCUCAUCAAAGAAAUUGGGGGACUUGCUUGCUGUAGCUCGUGUAUCUCCAGCUGUUGAUCAGGUGGAGUGUCAUCCUGGCUGGCAGCAAACUAGGCUCCAUAGCUUCUGUCAGUCAACUGGUGUUCAUCUUACUGCUUACUCGCCACUAGGUUCACCUGGUACUAGUUGGAUGGACGGUAAUGUCCUUAAAGAACCAGUAAUCAUCUCAAUAGCUGAGAAACUUGGGAAAACACCUGCACAAGUGACUUUGCGCUGGAACAUUCAGAUGGGUCACAGUGUACUACCAAAGAGCACAAAAGAAGAAAGGAUAAAGCAAAACCUUGAUGUUUAUGAUUGGUCUAUUCCAGAUGAUUUGCUUGCAAAGUUCUCUGAGAUUAAGCAGACUAGACUGCUCAGAGGCAACUUCAUUGUUAAUCCUCAGAGUGUUUACAAGACCCACGAGGAGCUCUGGGACGGUGAACUGUAGGAAGGAUCCCAUUGUUGAUCCUGAGCAGGGAGCUGCAUACGUUAGGGCCUGUCAGUCAGUUCAUUUUUAUCUCUGAAUUUGCUCGUCACGAAUGAAGGUUCAGUUGCACGAAAGCUCCAAUUAAUGUCCUGUACCGCGAGCUACGGUUUAGCCUAGGAUCUUUGGUUUCUGGUGCCUUUGAGCUGUGGCCUAUGCAGUUAAUCUGCUGGCAUUAUUUAUCCAAUUAUCCUGUGCUGCGUGCUAGUUUGUAUCAAUCACUGGAAAUUGCAUCAUUUAUCCUGAAGACUUGAGCUAUUUUCUUAUGCCCUA